Messenger RNA from Heterobasidion irregulare TC 32-1, 1182 nucleotides. RefSeq lists its product as uncharacterized. Lineage: Eukaryota; Fungi; Basidiomycota; Agaricomycetes; Russulales; Bondarzewiaceae. The transcript has 4 exons. The coding region runs from base 1 to 1182 and encodes 393 amino acids. The record is from RefSeq and is a predicted model, not a curated record.
AUGAGGGGUACGUCACUCGCCCUAGUUUCUCCUCUCUCCCGUCCUACCCUCUCAAACCAAUCCCCUGCCCUUCUGCUCUCCCCGCUCUCCCUGCUCUCCCUGCUCGAUGUCAUACCCACUGGCCCGCUCGCCCGCUCUCCUGCAUCGUCCACGCCCCCUCGCGCAUUGUCUGCGUUUCCCGGAUCCUCGCUCGACACGCCCGCAUCCCCUACUCGACGCCACAGCCAGUUGCUCACGCCGCUCUCCUAUUGCGGCCUCGAGCCCCUCCUUCGACAUGCGUCCCCUCGACCCCCUCCACGACUCCGCGCACACUCAGCCCUAUGCAUGCGCACGCCCAGCACUUUUGUGUGCAUCCCCUCUGCUGUUAAUAUUCCCGCUCUCGACGUUGCACACCCUCGCCGCCUAGCACCCCCGGUGCCCUCGUUCUCAUCGAAUGUCAACCGCCCCCUCGAUUCCAUUCGUUCGCGUUCACUCUCGCCUGCGUCCUGCCACCUACAGCCUCGCGCACUCGUUCCCUCGGAUGCGCACACAGCUUCUACCCGGCGCCCUCCUCCUCAUCUCACCAACCCACUCGUGCUCGUCGCCUCGACCAUUAGCGUACGCACACUCGGCACCUUGCAAGCUUAUUACCUCGAGCCCUUGAACUCCGCGCCCUCAACGUCUCCAUUGUCGAGGGCUGAACGGCGAGGCCGCUCCAUCGACGCCUUCGCGCGCGCGCUAGCGCAGGACGCGCCAUCAUUGCGGCCGUUCAAACGUGAACAAAGAGGACGAGAUUCGCCAGGUGGCAGAGAAAGAGGCUGGAUGAGGACGAUGGAUGGAGGCGGUGGACAGACGUGGGUGGGCAUGGACGACGAUAACCUUACCUGCUCUUCCCGCUCACCCUCGACCUUCGAUACCAAGACCCCGGACAUCCAGGGCUCCACAGUGGACGAGUCAUGCAUGGUACAGAAACGGCCGCGUGCUGUCUGCGGCAGCCAGGCUCCCCACAGCCCAAAUUCGCCGAAGGUGAAUUCGGGCUUUGUGGGGAGCCUGGCUGCCGCAGACAGCACGCGGCCGCCGCCUUCGCCGGCCCCGUUUCCUUCCUUCUUCCUCUUCCUCUCCUCCCCUCUUGUGUUCCUGAUGCUGACAUUCGACAUCACAAACAGCCUUCUCGGCAGGACGUCGUCGAACACAAUACACUAG